Molecule: messenger RNA, 192 nt
Organism: Metarhizium brunneum ARSEF 3297
Lineage: Eukaryota; Fungi; Ascomycota; Sordariomycetes; Hypocreales; Clavicipitaceae
Source: RefSeq, a predicted model, not a curated record
AUGUCUCGCAGACGAACCGGCAUUACCAUCCAUCACCCGGCUAAUUCCCAGGAAUGCGAAACACAGGCAAAUCCCACCAGCGCCGGCCACGAAUCCACGAUGCCCCAUGUUCGCAAGCACGACCAGAUCAAAUUGGCUUCCGAUUCGCAUGCCUCGCGACGUCAUGGCGCCAACAAGGCCGGUCGAGCAUGA